This is a messenger RNA of Fonsecaea nubica, 1947 nucleotides long. RefSeq lists its product as hypothetical. The transcript has a single exon. Lineage: Eukaryota; Fungi; Ascomycota; Eurotiomycetes; Chaetothyriales; Herpotrichiellaceae. Bases 1 to 1947 code for a protein of 648 amino acids. Gene Ontology annotation, cellular component: small-subunit processome; box C/D methylation guide snoRNP complex. Gene Ontology annotation, molecular function: snoRNA binding. The record is from RefSeq and is a predicted model, not a curated record.
AUGACUCUCCUCAUCCUCACCGAAACCUCUGCGGGUUAUGCCUUGCUCAAGGCCAAAGACAAGAAACUGCUCAAGCACGACGACCUUGCUUCUGAAUUGAGCAAUGUCGAAAAUGUCACGUCUAUGCUCAAAUUGAAGGAGUUCCAGAAAUUCGAUAGCGCGGCUGCGGCACUGGAAGAAGCGGCCGCAAUUGUGGAAGGCAAAGUCACCCCGAAACUUUCCUCUCUACUGAAUACCUUGAAAGACGAGAAAAAGAUAUCUCUUGCCGUCGCAGACCCAAAGCUGGGAAACGCAAUUGGAAAAAUUCCUGGCCUGGAGAUCAAAGCCGUCGCUGAUUCCACCACCGCCGACCUGUAUCGAGCCAUCCGAGAAUAUCUGCCCUCUCUCAUUCCUGGUCUGUUGCCGGACGAUGUUAAGACCAUGUCCCUGGGUCUUUCACACUCCCUUGCGAGACACAAGCUUAAAUUCUCUCCGGACAAAAUCGAUGUCAUGAUCGUACAGGCGAUCGGCCUACUGGAUGAUCUGGAUAAAGAGCUGAACACAUAUGCCAUGAGAGUAAAGGAAUGGUACGGUUGGCAUUUCCCCGAGAUGGCAAAGAUUCUGAACGACAACCUCGCAUAUGCGAAAGUGGUGUUGAAGAUGGGCAUGCGGACAAAUUGGGAAACCUGUGAUCUUGCGGAAAUUCUACCAGAAGAGAUUGAAGCCGCAGUAAAGGCCGCUGCCGACAGAUCGAUGGGCACCGAGAUCACUGACGAAGAUUUGGAGAAUAUACAGAGCUUAGCCGAGCAGGUGGUGCAAUUCACAGAAUACCGCACACAGCUUGCCAGCUAUCUGUCAGCAAGAAUGACAGCUAUCGCCCCCAAUUUAACAACCCUUGUCGGUGAUCUUGUGGGUGCUCGGCUGAUCGCCCACGCUGGAAGUCUGAUGAAUUUGUCCAAAAGCCCCGCGAGUACGAUACAAAUUCUCGGAGCUGAGAAGGCACUCUUCCGUGCACUGAAGACGAAGCAUGAUACCCCCAAAUACGGUCUUAUUUACCAUGCGUCCUUGAUUGGCCAAGCGAGUGGCAAAAACAAGGGCAAGAUGGCAAGAGUGCUUGCCGCAAAGGCCGCACUGGGAUUGAGAGUAGACGCUCUGCAAGAAUGGGGGGAUGAUGAAGUCAACAUUCCCGAGGACGAGAAGGCCGCUCUUGGAUUAUCCGCACGAGCGAACCUUGAGCGCAAGCUAGCUGCUAUGGAGGGCAAGCCACUGAAACCUCGAGGUGUCGCCAUUGCGCCCAAUGGCACUUCCACUACACCACAACCCAAGAAAUGGGAGAUCAAAGAAGCGCGGAAAUACAACCCUGAUGCUGAUGGGUUGGCUGGUGAUGAGGCUCCAGCCAAAGCACCAAAGAAGUCCAAGAAGGAAAAGAAGCUCAUCGAGGAGGUUUCCGAGGAUGUCGAUAUGAAAGAGGACGGCGAAUUGGAUAACGAUGAAGCUGAGUCUCAACCCGAUGAGCCAAUAACUGCGGACGAGGUUGAAGCGAUAGUGCCAUCCUCUGUCAACGGUGUUAACGGAUUGUCCAAAAAGGAAGCCAAAAAGGCUGAGAAGGAGAGAAAACAUGCAGAGAAAGCUGCUCGCAAGGCUGCGAAAAAAGAAAAGAAGGCCGGAGCAGAGAAGUCGGCAACAGCCGGUCAGGAGGAUAAGAUUGAAACAUUAGCUGCCCAGUGUGGAUUGAGCGUGGAAAGAUACAAGCGGAAGCUAGCACGAGGCGAGAUCCAGUUUCAAGAGGACGGCACACCUGUAGCGGUCUCAAAGAAAGAGGUCAAGAAGGCUAAGAAAGCUGCCGAAAAGGCUUCGGCGAAGGAGGCAAAUGGCGAAGUUGAGGGGACCAAAAAGCGAAAACGAGUUGAAGAAGAUGCCGACACGUCGAAGUCAGAGAAGAAAAAGAAGCGGAAAGAGAAGGCAUAA